AGCAGGCCGAGCGGCGAGCGCGUCCCUCCCGGUCCCGGUCCCGGUCCCGGCUCGCCCAGCCAAAAAUCCGCCGCCGCCCCCUCUCCUUCCCAGCUUUGCCCCAACACUCACCACUCACAGGCCCGAGGGGAAGAAAGACAGAAUCCUCUCCUCUCCCCUAGGCCUCUCCUCGGCAACCCCACGCCUCCUUCCGGCCCCCCCUCUUCAAUGCUCUCCCCGUCCCCUCCGCCAUGGACGACGCCGCCGCCACCCACCACUACCACCUCAUCAUCACAAUCGCCACCAUCCUGCUCGCCGCCGCCGGCGCGGGGCUCGUCCACGCAACCACGCACCCGGCGGACCAGGCGGCGCUGGACGACCUCCGGAAAUCCCUAACGAACCCGGACGCGCUGGGAUGGCCGGACAACGGCGACGCGUGCGGCCCGCCCACGUGGCCGCACGUCUCCUGCGACCGCACCGGCCGCGUCGACAACCUCGACCUCAAGAACGCCGGCCUGUCCGGUACCCUCCCGCCGUCGCUCUCCUCGCUCGCCGCGCUGCGCGGGCUCAGCCUCCAGGGGAACCGCCUCACGGGCGCGCUCCCGUCCUUCCGCGGGAUGUCCGCGCUCCAGCAAGCCUUCCUCAACGACAACGACUUCGACGCCAUCCCGGCCGACUUCUUCGACGGCGGCCUCACCGACCUACUCGAGAUCUCGCUCAGCGACAACCACCGCCUCAACAAGUCCAGCGGCGGCUGGGCGCUCCCGCCGGGACUCCCCGACUCCGCGCCGCAGCUGCAGGUGCUGUCCCUCGACAACUGCAGCCUCACCGGCGGGAUCCCGGCCUUCCUCGGCCGCCUCAUGGGGCUGCAAAACCUCACGCUCUCCUACAACAACCUCUCCGGCCCCGUCCCCGCCGCGCUCAACGGCUCCGCCAUCCAGAGGCUCUGGCUUAACAACCAGCAAGGGGAGGCCAAGCUCUCCGGCACACUCGACGUCGUCGUCACCAUGACGGGACUCCAGGAGCUCUGGCUCCACGGCAACGACUUCUCCGGGCCCAUCCCCGACGCCAUCGCCGGCUGCAAGGACCUCUACACCGUCAGGCUUAACAACAACCAGCUCCUCGGCCUCCUGCCGCCUGGCCUCGCCGCGCUCCCCGCGCUCCGGGAGCUCAAGCUCGACAACAACAACCUCCUGGGCCCCGUCCCGCCGCUCAAGGCCCCCAAUUUCACCUUCUCUGGGAACGAGUUCUGCGCCCCCAACCCCGGGGACGCCUGCGCCCCGGAGGUCAUGGCAUUGCUCCAAUUCCUCGCCGACGUGCAGUACCCGCCCAAGCUGGUAGAGACCUGGUCCGGGAACGACCCCUGCGCGGGCUGGCUCGGCGUCACCUGCGUCCAGGGCAAAGUCACCGUGCUCAACCUGCCGGGGUACGGACUCAACGGCACCAUCAGCCAGAGCCUCGGCAACGUCACCACGCUCUCCGACGUCAAGCUCGCUGGCAACAAUCUCACCGGCCGAGUGCCGGAUAGCCUCACCAAGCUCGCCUCGCUUCAGAAGCUGGACCUGUCCAUGAAUGACUUGAAUGGGCCGCUGCCCGCAUUCAGUCCCACCGUGGAUGUCAAUGUCACCGGCAAUCUCAACUUCAACACCACGGCGCCGCCGCCGGAUGGGCAGCCAAACAACUCCCCUCGGGGGUCUCAUUCUCCGCCUGGCGCAUCUGCUGGUGCUGAGGGUAAUAAUGAUGCAGCAAUCCCUGGGAGUGGGAAGAAGACCUCAUCAGCUGUAUUGCUGGGCACGACCAUUCCAGUCGCGGUGAGCGUGGUCGCCCUGAUUUCGGUGGGCGCUGUGUUCUUUUGCAAGAGAAGAGCAUCAGUGCAACCGCAGGCAGCCUCUGUUGUCGUGCAUCCCCGUAAUAGCUCUGAUCCAGAUAACCUGGCCAAGAUCGUCGUGGCCACCAACGACAGCAGCAGCGGCACGUCUCAAGGGAACAUGCAUAGCGGGAGCAGCGGCCUGACUGGCGAUGUCCACAUGAUCGAGGCUGGGAAUUUUGUGAUUGCUGUGCAGGUCCUCCGUGGCGCCACCAGAAACUUUGCCCAGGACAAUGUGCUUGGCCGUGGGGGAUUUGGUGUUGUUUACAAAGGGGAGCUGCAUGAUGGCACCAUGAUUGCAGUGAAGAGGAUGGAGGCUGUGGCGGUCAGCAACAAGGCUUUGGAUGAGUUCCAGGCCGAGAUUGCUGUCCUGACCAAGGUCCGGCACCGCAAUCUGGUGUCGAUACUGGGAUACGCGAUCGAAGGGAACGAGAGGCUGCUGGUUUAUGAGUACAUGCCCAAUGGGGCUCUGAGCAAGCACCUGUUCCACUGGAAGCAAUUUGAGCUGGAGCCUCUCUCGUGGAAGAAGCGGCUCAAUAUCGCCUUGGAUGUUGCUCGUGGGAUGGAAUAUCUGCACAACCUGGGCCAUCACCGCUUCAUACAUAGGGAUCUCAAGUCGGCAAACAUUCUCCUCGGUGAUGACUUCCGCGCAAAGGUGGCGGACUUUGGGCUGAUGAAGGAUGCGCCGGAUGGGAACUACUCUGUAGCGACCAGACUUGCUGGAACGUUUGGGUACUUGGCUCCUGAGUAUGCAGUGACAGGGAAAAUCUCAACAAAAGCAGACGUCUUCAGCUUCGGGGUAGUGCUGCUGGAGCUGAUAACAGGGACGACGGCCAUUGACGACAGCCGCGUGGGCGAGGGCGAGGAGACCCGUCACCUGGCGUACUGGUUCAGCCAGAUCCGUAAGGACGAGGAGCAGCUCCGGGCGGCCAUCGACCCGACCCUGGACGUGAGUGAUGACGAGACGUUCGAGAGCGUCGGCGUGAUCGCUGAGCUUGCUGGCCACUGCACGGCCCGGGAGCCGUCGCAGCGGCCUGACAUGGGGCACGCGGUGAACGUGCUGGUGCCCAUGGUGGAGAAGUGGAGGCCCGUGAAGGACGAGGCCGAGGACUACCUGGGCAUCGACCUGCACCUGCCGCUGUUGCAGAUGGUGAAGAGCUGGCAGGACGCGGAGGCCAGCAUGACGGACGGCGGCAGCAUCCUGAGCCUGGAGGACAGCAAGGGCAGCAUCCCUGCUCGCCCUGCUGGGUUCGCGGAGUCCUUCACCUCGGCCGACGGCCGGUGAAGAGGACUGGAGGAGGAAGAAGACAGAGCGUCUUCUUGGUAUCGAUCGCAUGAUCGUAUCAUAUCUACCGGGAGGAAUGCAUCCAUGGGAUGGGAUAAUAAGCAGUACAUGUCUCUCACUCUCUCUUGCCUGUUUUCGCACAGUGUUGGAAUUCGUUGUUGCUGUAGGUAGCAAAGAAAGAACGCAUCGUCGUCCAUGUGAUGUGCUCGUGCUUCUUCUCCUGCUCUGCUCAGCUUUGUAGAUAGAUGAUGAUAUGUUCCCUUCCUUUUUUGCCAUUGGUGGUAGGCAUCUCUUUUGCUUCUUCAGUUCUUUGUGUUAUUCCAGUCAGUCAGUCUUGAGACUCAAGUCUCUGGCUUUUUCGGUCAAGACAUGUGUAGUGCUCUCUCAGUUUCAGUUUCCUCCUGAACUGUACUGUACCCGGAGAAUUUUUUUUUUUGCAAAUGGAAGGAUGGGCAUCUCUUUUCCUGUC
Messenger RNA from Sorghum bicolor (sorghum), 3600 nucleotides. RefSeq names its product receptor protein kinase TMK1. Bases 231 to 3131 code for a protein of 966 amino acids. Gene Ontology annotation, biological process: protein phosphorylation. The record is from RefSeq and is a predicted model, not a curated record. Gene Ontology annotation, molecular function: ATP binding; protein binding; protein kinase activity. The transcript has 2 exons. NCBI's taxonomy places the organism in Eukaryota, Viridiplantae, Streptophyta, Magnoliopsida, Poales, Poaceae.